AUGUUUCACAACGAAGUCGCUUUGGUCAUUCUCUCUCUAGCGGGCAGGAUGAGUCAAUCUUUGUCCUCAAUUUGGUUUGGCGGACUUUUUUUUCUGUAAAUUAUCGCAAACCCUAAUCGUGCUGUAGGGUCUAUUGUUGCGGGCGAUUCUUGGUGAGGUUGCGAACCAUCGAGUUUCGAUGGCUGGGUCAUCUGCCGGUGGUCCGAGUCAUUUGUCGGCGGCGUCGCCAACUCCUAAAAUUCUGCUCGCGAAGCCCUCAGUCGGUCCGAUCGCCGGAAAAUUUGGCCGCGGCAGCGCUGAAGAUGAAGCCCAACAUCAUCGCUCCCGCCUCCCUCCCGUCAGCUCCCUCAAUAUACUCUCCGAUUCUUGGGAUUUCCACAUCGAUCGCUUUCUUCCUUUCCUGACUGAGAAUACCGAUUUCACGGUGGUUGGUGUGAUUGGUCCUCCGGGUGUUGGCAAAUCGACAAUUCUGAAUGAAAUUUAUGGCUUUGAUGCGAGCUCCCCUGGAAUGCUACAACCAUUUGCAAUACAGUCUGAAGAGAUCAGAGCAAUGGCGAAACAUUGUACGAUUGGCAUUGAACCGAGGAUUUCUGCCGAGAGAUUCAUCCUUCUUGAUACCCAGCCUGUCUUCAGUCCAUCUAUUUUGGCUGAGAUGAUCAAACCUGAUAGCUCAUCCAGUAUUCCUGUCUUGGCUGGCGAAUCUUUGACUGCUGAGUUGGCUCAUGAAAUAAUGUGCAUCCAGCUGGGUAUCCUCUUAACAUCUAUAUGUCACAUCUUGUUGGUGGUGUCUGAGGGAGUUCAUGAAGAUAACAUGUGGCAUCUGAUGUCAACGGUGGACUUGUUGAAGCAUGGAAUACCUGACCCGUCUUCACCUGCUCUUUCACGUCUACAGAGCUCUGAGAUUGGGCCUGAAAAGGAAUUUAGGGAUAAACUAUCUGAGGGCAGUGAGUAUAUGGCUACUCCUGUAUUUGUUCACACAAAGCUUCAGGAUCAAGAUCUUAGUCCAAAGAACAUCUUGCAGCUAAGAAAGUCACUGUCUCAGUACUUUCAAUCUCAUUCGUUUACGCAAGGAAGCAGGGGAACCGAGCCGACUUCUUUCGUGAUUCCGUCUAAAACCUCGAGAAACCAGCACGAGAGUUACAUGUCAGCGAUGUGGAGGUUGCGGGAUCAGGUGUUGUCAGAGAAGGGUGCUUCGUUUGGAAGGGCUGUGUCAGAAAGGGAGUGGCUGAAGAACUCAGUGAAGAUAUGGGAGAUGGUGAAGAGUUCUCCUGCCAUUGCAGAUUACAGUAGGAUGCUUCAAAGCUCCGGCCUGUUCAGGAGGUAGCCUCCUACUUUCCAAAUAUCUGACAUCAGAGAGAAUCAUCCUUUUUUUUUAUUUAACUCACUCACCCAUUUUGACCAUAUUUCCCUCUCUUGUAUUGGCCAUCUUGUCUAUGCAGUUUUCUUUCUUUUUCUUUUUUGUUGGCAAAUUGGGUUUUUUUUUGCAUUGGUUUGCUUUAUUUUCGCUUUUUGUUAUCUUGGAUUUCUUUCUUGUAUGUUGGAUCCAGCGUGUACUUCCAUUAGCAACGGCUCUUUUUAGAUAUACAAUAUUUGAAAA
Messenger RNA from Tarenaya hassleriana, 1597 nucleotides. Its product is annotated as protein SMG9-like. The record is from RefSeq and is a predicted model, not a curated record. The transcript has 8 exons. Gene Ontology annotation, biological process: nuclear-transcribed mRNA catabolic process, nonsense-mediated decay. Lineage: Eukaryota; Viridiplantae; Streptophyta; Magnoliopsida; Brassicales; Cleomaceae. Bases 179 to 1324 code for a protein of 381 amino acids.